Xyrauchen texanus (razorback sucker) is the source of this 3068-nucleotide messenger RNA. RefSeq names its product Rho GTPase activating protein 9 (gene arhgap9). NCBI's taxonomy places the organism in Eukaryota, Metazoa, Chordata, Actinopteri, Cypriniformes, Catostomidae. Gene Ontology annotation, molecular function: protein binding; phospholipid binding. Gene Ontology annotation, cellular component: cytoplasm. Bases 183 to 2579 code for a protein of 798 amino acids. Gene Ontology annotation, biological process: regulation of GTPase activity; signal transduction. The transcript is spliced from 19 exons. The record is from RefSeq and is a predicted model, not a curated record.
CAUCACUCAGAGUUUGAGCUCGACACACAUUGAGUGACACUUACUGGAGUACCGAGCGCGUGGAUGCACCUGCACUAACAGAUCAUGACACUUCUGGUGUCUCCUGGCGCUGCCCGCCUCUUGUCUAGAACUGAUGGUAUCUCUGACCGACCGCUGCCCGCUCUGUGCCCAUUCUGAGAAUCAUGCUGUCCGGCAGCUGGCGUCGAGGGACCGUCAUGCCCUCUUUGAGCAACCCUAUAGGAGGUAAAGGUUGGUCGGGGUCCGGGUCCAGACUGGGGAGCACCGUUGUACUGGAAGCGCUCUAUGACUACUCGUACCGCGGUGCAGACGGGCGCACGGUGUCCAUACGUGAGGGCGAGCGAUUCCUGCUCCUAAAGAAGACGAAUGCAGACUGGUGGCAAGCGAGGAGUAUCGGGGUGGGCGUUAAGGUCAAACCGAUAUAUGUGCCCGCCACAUACGUCAUAGAGCUGCCCGUCAGCAAGUUCCGCCCCUCGCAGCACAACAGCCAAUGUGACAGUUUUAAGAUGAUUCCACGUGGUUCACUCACGCCCUGCAUGCAAAAAGACUGCUCAGUGCCUGAUAAGCAGUUCUGUCGCUCUAUGGAGAAUCUCAACAGCAGCAGUACUUUAAGAGGGCAUCACCCAUCAUUGCCACUCUAUGGUUCCUCUGCAUCACCCUCGGGUCACCUCACGGUUCCGGGAGGCCCAAUCCCACGCAGCCAAAGCUCCAGUAAUCUACCCCAGAACCCGUACCAGGACACAAACUGCCCUAAACCUAGUAUAACCGGCCCCAGCAAAUUCUACAGCCAAUGGGACAUGAGCAGCACUGCACGCCGAUAUACUGAGGGACACAUACAGAACUCUCUGUCGGAGCAAGGGAGGAAGCAGUUCGCGGAGCCUCCCAAGCCGGUGGCGGGUCAACGCCCCCUGCAAACGCUGCAGCUGUGGGAUCAGUACCGUGAACCCAGUUCUGGACGCUUUUACUAUGUCAACACCGUUACGAAAGAGCGCUCGUGGAAACCUCCACGCCGAUCCCGUGAGAGUGCCGGUUGCCAAAACAAGCUCUCACCUGACUUCACCUGCAUUACUCAUGAUGCCAAUGGUUGGCAGGUGAAUCAGAGUAUGCAGCACGCGGUGUCGUCUGACGCUCUCAGCUCGAGCGAGGAUGCUCAUCACAGGAACUGCGCUCCAGCAGGGGGCGUGUCCCACGUGAAUCACUCCUACCCCACGUUUCUGCCAUCACAAACUCAGAGAACAUCUACAAACGACAAGUCGGAUUACAGGGUAGUUGUCGAACCCUCGUCAUCUGACAGCUCGCCGGACAUUGAAGGAGUCACACCGGAGCUAGAAAAGGCCGGUUUACUCCACAAAACCAAGAUAGCAGAAGGAGGCAGGAAACUAAGGAAAAACUGGAACCUGUCAUGGGUUGUUUUGGUGGGAAACAGUCUUGUUUUCUUUAAGGACCCCAAAAGCCAGAAUUCUGAAAGCUGGAAACCAGGUCACAGUCGUCCAGAGAGCAGUGUGGAUCUGAGAGGAGCUCAGCUGCUGUGGGCCAAUGAUCUCUCCAGCAGAAAGAACGUCUUUAAGCUCAGGACAGUGACAGGAAAUGAGUUUUUGCUGCAGUCAGAAAUGGACUCUCUCAUCAGAGAAUGGUACAGAACCAUCCAGAACGUGAUUGACAGACUGGACAAAGAGAACCCUCUAGAUAACGUGUUGCUGUAUUCUCUGAGGAGAGCGGGAUCAGUGGAGAUGUUGGACCAAAGUGGAGAUGAAGAUGAAAAUCGUGGAGGAUUCAAAGCGUCACUCCCUCGCUCCAUUUCAAACUUGGAGAACUCCGAACACAAGCGUGUGAAGAGCCGUUUGAAGCAGUUGAUCCUCAGGAGACCUCCACUGCAGACGCUUCAGGAGAAAGGACUCAUUAAAGAUCAGGUGUUUGGUUGCGGUUUGGAGCUGCUGUGUGAGAGAGAGAAAAACACAGUUCCACAGUUUGUCAGGAAGUGCACAGAGGCCGUGGAGAGGAGAGGGUUGGAGACGGACGGUAUUUACAGAGUGAGCGGGAAUCUUGCGGUCAUUCAGAAACUUCGCUUCGCUGUCGAUCAUGAGCGAGCGAUCACCACAGACGGCCGAUAUCUCUUCCCAGAGGAUUUAGUUCAAGAGCGCUUGGAUCUGGAUGAUCCGCAGUGGGAGGACGUUCACGUCAUCACUGGGGCGCUGAAGCUGUUCUUCAGGGAAUUACCCGAACCACUCGUCCCGUACGGAUUCUUCCACGACAUCGUCGAGACCGUCAAAAUACCCGAUUACCUGGAUCAGGUGGACCGACUGAAGCUGCUGGUCAUCAGUAUGCCGCCGCCAAACCACGACACCUUGAGACACGUGAUACGACACCUGAAACGGGUGAAGGAGCGUUCCGACAGCAAUCGUAUGACGACGCAGAACAUCGGUAUAGUGUUCGGCCCGACUCUCAUGCGUCCAGAGAACGAGUGUGGGAACAUGGCCAUUAACAUGCUGUAUCAGAAUCAGGCCAUUGAACUCCUGCUGAGUGAAUAUGAGCACAUCUUUGGACCCGAGAGCUCCGACUAAAACCAGAGACGCAGAACCCGAGAAGAACCUCACAGAACCCGAUACAGGCGCAUGUGUGACGAGUCUUUACAUGGGUCCAAUCCACAAGAUUACACGUUUUUUCAAAAUGAGCUCAAUAGUUUUACUAAAUUACCAUAAAAAGUGACUGUAAAUGCACUUUCACUCCGACUCGCCAUGAACACAUUAAUUGGACUCCGGGACAUCUUUUAUGGUUUUUAUUUGUUUCACGAUGUCUCAUAUAAGUUAUAAAAUGGGUUUGAUUUUAUAACAAUUAUUAUGUAAUAAUAAUAAUAAUAAUAAUAAUAAUAAUUUUGAAAAUACUUCAAAAUGUAAUAAUUCAGAAUUAAUGAAACAAUUCCCUUAUUCUUUAUUUUGGGGUGAAAUAUAACCUGAACACUUUCUAUACACAAGUGUGUGUGUGUGUGUAUAUAUAUAUAUAUGUGUGUGUGUGUGUGUGUAUAUAUAUGUGUGUGUGUGUAUAUAUAUGUG